AUGGGCCAGCUCAACCGGAGGCCGCGACCGCCGACGCCGGUCACCGGCGGAGCUCCGGGCCUGAAACGCGGCCUCGGCCUGCGCACCGGUGGCCGGCCCGGCCUUUAUUAUGAGGAGGCCAUUGAGAAGGUGAUUUAUAGGUGCAGGUUCAUGGCGAUACUUGGAGUGUUUGGUUCUUUGAUGGGUUCUGUGCUCUGCUUUCUCAAGGGUUGCGUAUAUGUGCUAAAUUCCUUCAUAGAAUACACAGCAGGCAGUGGAAAAGUGAUCUUGAUGGUGGUUGAAGCUAUUGAUGUCUAUCUUAUAGGAACAGUAAUGCUUGUCUUUGGUAUGGGUCUUUACGAGCUCUUCAUUAGCAAUCUUGACAUUGCUAAGACCUCUUCUUAUGGAUCGAACCUCCUUGGAUUAUUCAAACUUUCGGAACGGCCAAAAUGGUUAGAAAUUCAGUCAGUAAAUGAGCUGAAGACAAAGCUCGGUCACGUCAUUGUGAUGGUUCUUUUGGUUGGGUUAUUUGAAAAGAGCAGAAAGGUGACAAUAUCUUCAUCCACAGACCUGCUCUGCUUUGCAGCUUCUAUCCUCCUAUUAUCCAGUUGCCUCUAUUUGCUAUCGAAGCUUCAUUCCUCCAAAUAAAGUAAACAUGCCUGAUAUAAGGUAUAACUUGUCUUUUUCAUGAAGGUAUGUAAAUAAGCUUUUUAAGUCGCAGUAUGGUUCCUAGAUAUUAAUAUGUAAUGGGACACAAUGUUUCUGGAAAAGGUAAGAGAGUGGGAUUGUGUUCAUUACUUAAAAAAUAUAAAAUACAACACAGAGAUGGCUUCCUGCAUAUAAUCAUGUCAAUGUAUUCUAGUAAAAAAAUGUACAAGUCUCUGUCACACAUUUUUCUUUUC
This is a messenger RNA of Asparagus officinalis (garden asparagus), 881 nucleotides long. Its product is annotated as UPF0114 protein in repA1-repA2 intergenic region-like. The transcript is spliced from 6 exons. The coding region runs from base 1 to 627 and encodes 208 amino acids. The record is from RefSeq and is a predicted model, not a curated record. NCBI's taxonomy places the organism in Eukaryota, Viridiplantae, Streptophyta, Magnoliopsida, Asparagales, Asparagaceae.